CGAUUUCAGGCCGCCAAAGACUUAGAGAGAGAGAUAUGUACGUAGAUAUCUAUGUGUUGAAGCACCUCCUAAUCCUUCACAGGCCUUGGAUUUGCUGAGCUCUGGAUAACGUGACCAUGCUAUGAUAUGGCAGUAUCCAUUUUCAAUCCCAGCCAUGGGGUUCAGUUGCCUCCACUAGUAUUUAAAGCAAUGUUUGAUAGUCUUGAGAGGCCACUGGUUGUGAAGGGCCAACUUCAGCCAUGGAUGCAGGCACAGUCUUGGAAAGUAACGGAUGUGUGCAGUAUCUUGGGUAAACAUGGAGAAAUCACAACAUUUAAAAUCUGCCCAAGAGAAGGAAGUGAGAGUUUUAAGAAGAGGUUCAAGAAAAAUGAUCCGAUAUUCGAAACACAGUGUGAUUAUGUAGAUGCGACAUUCACGGACUUCGUUGAGUGGUUGUCAGUUGCACAAUGUCAGCUUAACGAGCCAGCCUCUAAGAAACUGAAAAUUGAUACGACCGCAAGCGAUCAUACGCCGAAGUUCGAUGGUCUUUCUAACCCUCUUUUGCAGUAUGCUAGCUCAGAGUAUUGGGUGUAUGCAGACUACAAGUAUAUGUGUCACGUGUGUAGAGAUCAUCCUGAGCUUCUUUCAGCUAUUAACUGGAGCUUGUUUGGCUUUGACGGUUGCAAUGGGACGGAGUCGACCCUCUGGAUUGGCUCUGAAGGAGCGUUCACGCCCUGCCAUUACGAUACUUACGGGUGUAAUAUUGUAGCACAGUUGUCCGGCGUGAAAAAGUGGACACUCUUUAGCCCAACAGAUAGCGAUUAUCUCUACCCAACACGACUACCGUAUGAGGAAUCGAGUGUUUUUAGUGGUGUGAAUGUUGUGAGCCCAGAUUUGGAAAAAUACCCUUUGUUUCAGCACACAACUGCAUUCACUGCUCUUCUCGAACCUGGUGAUGUAUUGUAUGUGCCGAAGCACUGGUGGCACUAUGUUCAAAGUAUGGGAUCUGAACCAACACUCAGUGUGAAUAUGUGGAUUCAACAAGAGAGUUUUCCACAUGAGCGGGUCAAAGAGGCAAUCACAAGAACACUGAUAUCCCAGUUCACUGCACAUUUAGCUGAACCAGAGGUACCGCCUGACUGGAUUAACCCCAAUGAGGUUAUACUUUCAACUGGUGAGAAUCUGAAGCUUCUGUCCAAAAUGGUGCACGACAGAAAGUACCAAUUGACAAGCACUAAUUGUGCAGCUGAUGGUCGUGAUAGUAAGAGCGGAUCCCCUAGCAUUACUAAUAAGACUUCAAGCAAGCGUAAUAUUAUUAGUGGCAGUGAUGACCCAUGCACUGGCAGUGAGCAUCAGCAACAUCAAAAACAACAAAGUGACAUUGAGAUUCCAAGCAAAAAGGAUAUUACAAAAAGAGAAAUAAGUAUGCAAGACUUUGUGAAAGCUAUUACUGAUGACAAGGUUGUAACAUUAAUAUCGAAUAUUUUACUGAAAAAUGCUCACGUACUAUAGACGUGUUCAUAACGAUUAUAUUUUUGAUCGAUUUGCCCAAUACAUGUACACUGUGCUGUG
Molecule: messenger RNA, 1551 nt
Organism: Halichondria panicea
Lineage: Eukaryota; Metazoa; Porifera; Demospongiae; Suberitida; Halichondriidae
Product: HSPB1-associated protein 1 homolog
Exons: 5
Coding region: 127-1491 (454 amino acids)
Molecular function (GO): 2-oxoglutarate-dependent dioxygenase activity
Source: RefSeq, a predicted model, not a curated record